AUGUCGUCCUCUGUGCCGCUCCUUCGUCCUCCAAUUCCUGGCGCCCGCAACAAUACCGGCAGUCCAAGGGCUCCGAAGCUCACCUUGGGCAUCCCUCCCUCCCCUAGCGCCAAACCCGUCGACAAUCCCCCCGCUUUGGUCCCUCAAGCCGUCCCUCAGAUCCAAACUCAAGCGGCGCCACAACCCCAGCGCCCCUCAGGUCGACCGGCUCCCCCACGACUACAGCUAGCUACCCCUUCUGGGGGCCAGCAGAGUGUAUCGCAGCCAGCACUCAUGCCAAGCGGUCGACCAGCCCCGCCCCCGCUGAGCACGAAUGGGUUGGGCGGCGCACCAAAGCUGUCCUUGCAGACCAACGGCACACCCGCCAACUCAUAUACGACGGCCAACUUCGUCAUGGGUCUGCGACAGCCGGAUGGCUCAUCGGAUCCGUCGUCGGCGAUCAGCUCGGUCUACUCGGAACGCGAGGGUGGAGACCGUGAUAACAGCGUCAACGGACUUCUCCCAGAUCUGGACAAGUUGAGUCUGGAGAAGGGUCGGCCUCUCGAUGUGGACGACCUCGAUGACGAGGGCUGGCAUGCGGCCAGUGAACAAAACAAGAUUGUCGAGCUGGGUAGUCUAGGUGAGGGUGCUGGCGGUGCUGUCACCCGUUGCAAACUCAAGGAGGGAAAGACCGUGUUCGCGUUGAAGAUCAUUACCACGGACCCCAAUCCUGAUGUCAAGAAGCAAAUCGUGCGAGAACUCAACUUCAACAAGGACUGCGCCUCGCACCACAUCUGUCGCUACUAUGGUGCCUUUAUGGACAAGUCAACUGGUACAAUUUCGAUCGCUAUGGAAUUCUGUGAAGGCGGAAGUCUAGACAGCAUCUACAAGGAGGUUAAGAAGCUUGGGGGUCGGACUGGAGAGAAGGUGCUCGGAAAGGUCGCAGAGGGCGUCUUGAACGGGUUGACCUAUCUUCACAGCCGAAAGAUCAUCCACCGAGACAUCAAACCUUCCAACAUUCUCUUGUGCCGCGACGGCAAGGUCAAGCUUUGCGACUUCGGUGUCAGUGGUGAAUUCGGAACAAAGGGCGACGCCAACACCUUCAUUGGCACAUCUUACUAUAUGGCCCCAGAACGAAUCACUGGCCAAUCUUACACCAUCACGUCUGACGUCUGGUCCCUUGGAGUGUCUUUGCUUGAAGUCGCCCAGCAUCGGUUCCCCUUCCCUGCCGACGGGACAGAAAUGCAACCCCGUGCAGGACUAAUAGAUCUUCUCACCUAUAUCGUCCGCCAGCCCAUUCCCAAAUUGAAAGAUGAGCCGGACAACGGUAUUCGCUGGUCGGACAACUUCAAAUACUUCAUCGAAUGCUGCUUGGAAAAAGAACCCCCUCGACGCGCGAGUCCCUGGCGGAUGCUGGAACAUCCUUGGGUGCAGGACAUGAAAAACAAGAAGGUCAACAUGGCCAACUUCGUGAAGCAAGUAUGGGAUUGGAAGGAGUAA
Penicillium salamii is the source of this 1479-nucleotide messenger RNA. NCBI's taxonomy places the organism in Eukaryota, Fungi, Ascomycota, Eurotiomycetes, Eurotiales, Aspergillaceae. The record is from the annotation of a GenBank genome assembly.